GCUAUAAAAUGCUUCAACACGGAGUCGGAGUUGAGCUGACGAGUGUCUGCAGUGUGCCGAUAUAAAAGUCCUUGAUUCCACAUCAACUAGGUCUCGGCUUAAUGUAAUCUCAGUCUGGAAUGCAAUGGUACCUGCAAUGAAAGCACGCCAUAACUGGGCCUUUACAGCGUGCCAGACUGCAAAUUUUAAUCUUACUUCAUUGUAGACGACAAAUCAGAUGACAUUAUAUGGAUAACACAAAAGAAGUAGAUGUACCAGAGAGGCGAUAAGAGCGUGGAAAUAACGUAGAGAGGGCCCUGGUGAAGGCUUGUGUACGGACGUAGAUGGAUGGUAUCUUGGACGACGGGCCAGACCAGCGCACGGGGUUUAGUUCUGCUUGGUGACGAUAACCAGGCACACAGAGAAAUUGAUGACACGGAUAGGUUGACAGCAUCGCCGAUGGAUUCGUGGAGAAGGAUGACAGCGCUGGAAGACGCUAGACGAUUUCUCAUCAAGUGGCUGUUAGCGCUUGGAAUACAUUUCAUAUACACGUCAUCUAGGGAUGUGAACGCCAGCCUGGACGCCGAGGUGAUCCAUGCCAACGUCAGCGCCCAAGGCCUGUACAACUCCGCGCCACCUGUGUAUCCUCUCAAAUCAGCUGAAAGCAGACAAACUAGUCGGGAUACCCACGGGGCUCUGUUCUUGAUCUGUGGAGUGAUCCUAGGGGUGCCAUUAGGGGUGUUGGCAGUCUGUGGGGUGAGGGAAUUCCUAUGUGCUAUGUACGAGAAGUAUCGUAUGGAGGCUUUAAGGAGACACUACCUGUACAGAAUGAAAAUUCCAGUGACUGUGCCGGUCAGAUGACGGCGUCGGUCACCCCCAUGUAAACUGAAUGACCCAGAGCCCCGGGCUGAGGACAUGGAAGAAUGGACUUAGGUUUAAGUCUAACCUCAGAUAAAGUGUGUUAUAAAGAAAAGACAUAUCCUUAAAUAACUCGAAAUUUUCUCGAAAUAACUUAAUUGCCUUAAAGAACUUUUCCGUAUCAAUUUCCUUAAACUUGUUAACAAGUUACUUCUUUUCUUUCCGUUAUGAAACCAUGACCGUAAAAAAAAUGAGUUUCGGAAUCAAACUUUAUAAUUGACAUUUAUACAAUUUUUCUCAAAUCACUUUCAUCACUAAACAAUUUCGAUUGAAUUAUUCUGAGAAAAACGUGCUUGGUUUGUGGCUUUCUAUUUAGCACACUUUAUUUGACACUUCACUUGUACCUUAAAAGACCCAUGUCCUUUGUGUCUGCAGUCCCAGGGGAUUGCAGCAGGGUCAUGGGUCCCCAGGGUGGGUCUUCGUGGGGGUGACUAUUCAUAUCUUCAUAGCUCAAUCCUUCACAUGUUUUUACGUAUACCCGUCUGCUACAUCAGGUGAUACACUCUCGGUGGUGUAUGAACAGCAAGUCUGGAAAUCUCGCGUGACACCAACAGUGCGUUCCGUUUGUUCAGAUCCGAUUAACAUAAAGUCAUGUCCCUUUUACCACUAUUGCUGCUCAAGUUUUCUCAUUGGCUGUUGAUAAAUGUAACUUUAAAUCAGGAGAGCUUCGUUUGGCUGUCAAAUCCCCUACUAGAUUAACCGCCGUACAUCUGUCGGUUCCAUAACUGUCAUACUCACCCGUCCUUAGGUUGACCUAUGGCCUUUGUCCUUGUAAAAGUUCUGUCCUUCAUCAGUAAAAAGCACUGAAUUUCCAAUUAGUCUGUAUAAAACGAGGUGCAGUCUCCAUUGCACUGGUAUUCCAAUCAUUCUGAAAGAAAAAUUCAGAGAUAAUUAUGCUCUCAAGUAGCAGCUAACAAAAUUUGUCGCAUGAUGGCAUAAAGUCUUUGACGAAUGUGUCGGCCAAUGAAACGGUGGCAGUAGAGCAAUGAGGGUAAAAGGCACUGAACCCCAGGCGUUGUUGGAUCAGGGGAGGUAACAGGGUCCAGGCAAUGGAUUAAAUUGUAUAUGUUCCGCGCUCAUCUAUGAAUUUGCAAAUGACAUUUCUAGCUGUGGCAUUGCUGGCUAACAAUCAUAUAGGUAAAUUCAAAUGCCUCUUGUCUUAAAGUAUUCGCACCGUGUGCGUUCUUAAUGAAAACCUCCAAUGCAUGUGUCCUUCGAAUGUGGACUGCCGAAAGCUUUGACAUUGGUCUGUGUUCACUCUCACGUAUAGGUGACUGGAACAGCUGUCCAGGCGAUAAUGAGCAGUUAAUAAUGCUCACUAAAUAACAUUUUUCUCAUCAUUAUGACAUAUGCAAACACCGCGAACGGUUGAAUACAUUCUUCAUAUAUUGCCUCGGGUACGGGAAUGAUAAUAGCUAAACCAUGACUGUAUAGAAGCUGUACAGAUUUGGUGUUGUGACAUUGACGGCAGUUGGCGGUACAAUGGCGGAACUACACACACAGCUGCGUAAUUAUAGGCCCUCGAAAAAUAACAGCUCCCCUGUUGCAGGAUUUGUGUUAUACAUCAUCGUCCUGUUUGAAAUGUUCUCCUGUGCCACAUUACGCCCAAGGCGUACACUAUAUCAUGGAUAUGUGUGGAGAUGCUGUACAACAUACUUUUGUGCAAACGUCGAGAUUCUCGGCUUUGCCAAUGAGAAAUAACGGUACAAUGUGGUAUCAUAUUUCCAGUGUAAUUAUGUAAUUUUUAGAAAAUCCAAAUAUGUUACAUAUAAAGCUGUGAUUGUCCGUACAUGAAACAUUUGUCAGUAUUAUACAUGUGCAUUGCAAAGUAAACAUUAUUGGUUUGUACCACAAAAUAUAUUCACUUCUACAGAAAGUAACUUAGAGGAAAGAUAACAUCAUUGAGAAUUUAUCAUCGGUAAAUAAUAGUGUGUCAUUUACCUUGACAAUUAUACCACUUCUGUAACGUUUUUGCUGUUACAGAUAUUACGUAAUGUGUGUAAUUUUGUUAUGGUGAGGUGUACUGCUGAUAUACAAGGUACUGGUCCAGCAUGAAAAUAAACCAGAAAGACUAACUGCUUUUUGUUAGUUGAUGUGGUAUAUAUUUGCAAAAUUUAAAACUAUACAAAUUAUGUAUUUAUUAAUGUAUUUGUUCUUGGCAUGAUACUCGUGGUUAUUUCAGUGAUUCCCCGGCUGUCAUUUCAAGGUAUACAGGGGAAAAUGGACAUUGUACCGGUGUGAACUGCAACGUUUUUACAAAUAGCUACUCAAAAAUUCCAGACGCAAACACACAUGCUUUAUGAGAGGCUCUGCAGUGUAGUCGCGUGAGCGACAUCUGGCUACCGAGCCAUGGGAUAUAGGCCAUGGUACAGAUACCAUGAAACACAA
This is a messenger RNA of Liolophura sinensis, 3285 nucleotides long. RefSeq lists its product as uncharacterized. The coding region runs from base 328 to 840 and encodes 170 amino acids. The transcript has 4 exons. Lineage: Eukaryota; Metazoa; Mollusca; Polyplacophora; Chitonida; Chitonidae. The record is from RefSeq and is a predicted model, not a curated record.